AUGCCUAAGAUUGAAAAGGGCCCGGCGCACCGCCUUUCCGUGUCGACCGCAUCGGCCGCAGGCGGAACUCGCAGUUCCUCUUGGUCCGCUAGAGAUGAUGAGACGCUCAUUCAGGCCAGGGCUCAAGGUCUCAACUGGAACCAGAUUGGACCGAAGCACUUCCCUUCCAAGACGCCAAAUGCCUGUCGCAAACGGCACGAACGGUUGAUGGAGAGGCAAAAUGCGGAGCAGUGGGACGGCGUGAAGCUGGACGUACUAGCGCAAGCCUAUAUGGAAGUUCGAAGGGACAUGUGGAGCAUGUUAGCUGCCCGAGUUGGAGAGAAAUGGCAACUGGUAGAGACAAAGUGCAUGGAGAAGGGUCUCAAGAACCUCACUCAGGCCUUUAGGUCGGCACAAAAGAAGCUCGAGAAUGGUACCUACCACGACCAUGAAGAUAGUGGCGUAGGCAUUUCUGACCUGGAAGAAGAACAAGAGGAUCCCCAUCCGAUGCAACAACAAAUGCAACAGCAAAUGCAACCACCGAUGCAGCAGACUAUGCAGCAGCCCAUGCAAUACGCUUCGCAUCACCUCCCGCAUCAGCAAUAA
Molecule: messenger RNA, 585 nt
Organism: Alternaria ethzedia
Lineage: Eukaryota; Fungi; Ascomycota; Dothideomycetes; Pleosporales; Pleosporaceae
Exons: 3
Coding region: 1-585 (194 amino acids)
Source: RefSeq, a predicted model, not a curated record